AUGCCCGACCCCUUCAGGGUUCUCGUCUUCAGCCGGACGACGGCAUACAGGCACGAUUCGAUCCCAGCCGGCAUCCGGGCUCUGCACCGUCUCGCGUCCGCUUCGGCUGCCGGGCGGCACCCUUUUACGGUGGACGACAGCGAGGAUCCCGCCGUGUUCAGCCCCGGCUCCCUCUCGGCGUAUCGCGUCAUCGUCCUCCUGCAGUGCUCGGGCGAGUUCCUGGACGGCGCGCAGCUGGGCGCCCUGCGGGGUUUCGUCCAGGCGGGCGGCGGGAUCGUGGCGGUACACUGCGCCAGCUUCGCCAUGCAGUCAUCCGAAUGGUACGGCCACCUCAUUGGCGCCGUGUUCGACAACCACCCGGAACCCCAGGUCGGGCUCGUCAAGCUGCUCGACCCGAAACACCCAGUCAUGUCGCUGCGGGCGUGUGACCAAGACGGCGGCGCCGACCGGCCAGCGCAGGAACCGCAGGAACCGCAGGAACCCAAGCAGGCGCAGCUGGAGCGCGUCUGGAAGGACGAAUGGUACAACUUCAAGGCGCACCCGCGGGCGACGUCCGACGGCCUGCACGUGCUCCUUGGCGUGGAUGAGAAGUCCUACGAGGGCGGGGCGCACGGGGAGGACCACCCGAUCGCAUGGUGCCAGACUUUUGACGGAGGUCGUUGCUUCUAUACUGCUCUUGGACACUUUGACGAGGCUUACGAGGACGACUGGUUCGUGGGGCAACUACACGGUGGGAUACUCUGGACGGCUGGUCUCGCUGAAGACCCGAGUGGAGGGAAUUGA
This is a messenger RNA of Thermothelomyces thermophilus ATCC 42464, 783 nucleotides long. RefSeq lists its product as uncharacterized. Lineage: Eukaryota; Fungi; Ascomycota; Sordariomycetes; Sordariales; Chaetomiaceae. The transcript has a single exon. The record is from RefSeq and is a predicted model, not a curated record. Bases 1 to 783 code for a protein of 260 amino acids.